Messenger RNA from Glarea lozoyensis ATCC 20868, 468 nucleotides. RefSeq lists its product as uncharacterized. The transcript has a single exon. The coding region runs from base 1 to 468 and encodes 155 amino acids. NCBI's taxonomy places the organism in Eukaryota, Fungi, Ascomycota, Leotiomycetes, Helotiales, Helotiaceae. The record is from RefSeq and is a predicted model, not a curated record.
AUGCGCUUCUCCAACUUCCUCGCUCUGGCCUCGGCGUUGCCUUUCACACUUGCAUGCUACCGAGUUCAUGGCCAAAUUGCGCAACACACAAACACAGCAACUCAAAGUACGACAUACCUCCCAAGUAUCUUUCUCGAAUUAGGUACCGAGAGAGUAUGUGACGGUCACAGCGGUUUCGGUUCUGGCGAGGAGUCAAAUCCAUUCCAACCCGACUUUAUUCCUGGCGGGGUCCCCACAAACUCUUCUUUCAGUGGACCAUGGUCCGGCGCGAACUGCACUAAGCCCUACACGAAUGUCGAGGUCAAUGGGAUUAAUGGCCAAGUAUUGGUCAGGGACUACGAGACGGCUUUCUGGAUUCAACCGGAGCAGCUGAAUUGGCAACAACCAGCGUCACAUCAAGGAUUGGCUGGAAUUCCAAACACUUUUGCAAGUUAUUGGACUUUUGACUCUGGGGAUGUUCACUGCUAG